Molecule: messenger RNA, 1800 nt
Organism: Paramecium sonneborni
Lineage: Eukaryota; Ciliophora; Oligohymenophorea; Peniculida; Parameciidae
Source: the annotation of a GenBank genome assembly
AUGUUUGGAAAUACAAUUACAUUUUUGAUUUCUUUGAUAUUGAUCUAUUAUCUAGGGAAUUUAUACAUGACCAAAGUUACAUAUAUAAAUAAGGGCAAUGUGGAAGUAGUAAUUGGUUUAUUGAAUCAGUUUAUAUCAUAAAAUUAUUAUUCUCCUGAAGCAAUUUCGAAGGAAGUAAAAAUAAUUUCAAUUUUAAAGUUUAACACAAUUCUUGUUUAACCUCAGCAGGAUUAUUGCAUUAAAUCAGACACUUAUAAAUAUUAUCAUCCAGACGUAGUUAUGAAUGAUACAUAUACUUUUAGAGAAUAUUAAGGUGUUGUGAAAGAUGCGUUAUAAAAGCAUUUUUUUGAUGUUUUACCAAAUGUUAAUCUUCAUAGAAAAAAUAAAGACAGUAUACUUAGUCAUUAUAUAAGUACCUCAUUAAUUUAAAUUACCAUUUAAACUUACAUUGCCAUUUACUUAUUAUGAUUAAUUAGUACAUUAAUUUAAGGUGGGAUAAUGUAAAAAUUUAUAAAAAAAAUAGAAUCUUUAUGCCUAUUUUAAAAUUAUAAUCAUUUACCUUAAAGAGCCUCAUUAUCUCACAAAAAUCGGUUGAUGACAAAUUAGAUGAGUUAUUUACGAGUGUUAAAUUAGAAUGGUGCUGAUGCAGAUUGUAUAGUAAAUGUUAAAUUGAUUUAAAAGGCUAAUGCAACAUAUCUACCUAAGACUUAUAGAUUAUUCAAUGAAUAUGAAUGUGAGCAAUUUUUUACAUAUAUAAAUUCUGAAGAAUAUGAAGAGAUGACUAAAAAAGAGGGUCCUCAGUUUAUUAUAAAGAUGGGAAAGGAAAUACAUAGAGGUCGCGGGAUUAAUAUGUUAUUUCCUUAAGAGAAAGAGGAAUUAAAUAAGAGAUUUAAGAAAGGAGAAUUAUGUGGUUCAGUAAAUACAUUAAAAGUGGCAUAACAAUAUAUAGGCAAUCCUCUUUUAUAUAAAGGACAUAAGAUAGAAUUUCGUGUAUAUUGGAUAUUGGCAUCAACAAAUCCAAUAAUUGGAUAUGCAUAUGAUAAAACUCUGAUUCGUAGAUGUAUAUACCCUUUUGAUAAAUUUUCUCUUUAGAAGGAGGCUCAUGUAUGUAAUACAGCUAUAGUGAAAAAUACUUUGAAAAAAUUGUAGAGCGAAGAUGAUGAUAAUGAUAGUGAUGAAAAUGAUGAUGACGAUGAUAAUAAUGAUGAGAUUAAUAAUUAGGAGGAUAAUAUAUUUAUUGAUUGGAAAUUGGAUCAUUUAUAAGAGAUCUUAUUGAAAGAAGGUAGAAUACAGAAUAAAUAAUGGUUAAAAGAGGAAUUAUUACCAAAAGUAGAUAGGAUGAUAAUUCAUGCAAUAAGAAGUACAUAGCAUACAUUUGCAAAAGAUAGUAAACUAGGAGAAUUUUUUGCAGCUGAUUUUUUAUUAAGUGAUAAUUUAGAUUUAUAUAUAAUGGAGAUUAAUUAUAAUCCUUAGACUCUGAAUACAACAGAAUCAAGGAGAGAAUAACAUUUUAAGAUGGUUUAAGAUAUGGUAGAGAUUUCAAAUGCAUAUUUGAGGAGUAGAUUCAUAAGAUUUUAAAAGAUAGUUAAGAGAUUGGUAUAGGAAUUAGAAUAGAAGAAAUAGAAAUUAAAGGAUUUGAUAACAAAUGAGAUUGGAUAAGAGAUUCAUAAAGCAUAUGUAGAUAGAUUGGAACCUGAAAUAAGUAUAAGUUAAAGUAAUUUAUUUCGAUUAUUGAUGGAUGAGAAUUUAGAUGGGACAAAGAUGUAUAAAGAUUUAUUAUAGGAGAGAUGUCUUAUUUGA